CUCAAACAACAAAACCCUAAUAGCUAGCAAUGAGCAUAGUGAAGACUUUGGUGGCUGAAAACCCACUUGUUAUAUUCAGCAAAACAUCGUGUUCCAUAAGCCACUCCAUUAAGACACUGAUACGAAACUUUGGUGCCAACCCAACUGUAUACGAGCUCGAUGAAAUAUCGGAUGGGGAACAGGUGGAAGGGGAGUUAUUGGAAUUAGGGUAUAGUCCAAGUGUACCAGUUGUUUACAUAGGGAAGAAGCUGGUUGGUGGUGCUAAUGAGGUGAUGAGUCUUAAUGUUAGAAGCAAGCUCAAAGCAUUGCUUAUUGAGGCUAAUGCCAUAUGGGUCUAAUUAAGAUUCAGCCAAAAGAAGUGAGUGCUUAAUCGUUUUGAUCGGAUAUAUGUAGUACAAUAUGAUCGAGCUAGCUAGGCACACCAUGCCAUCGUGUACUACGAUGGAAUGGCUGUGCCUUUUAAGUUUCGCCUUCUGUUUUCUUAUUUUCUUUGGGAUCGAUAUUUGAAUAAUACAGAUUUAUCCCAA
Molecule: messenger RNA, 527 nt
Organism: Cynara cardunculus var. scolymus (artichoke)
Lineage: Eukaryota; Viridiplantae; Streptophyta; Magnoliopsida; Asterales; Asteraceae
Product: monothiol glutaredoxin-S1-like
Exons: 1
Coding region: 30-338 (102 amino acids)
Source: RefSeq, a predicted model, not a curated record